This is a messenger RNA of Closterium sp. NIES-67, 2576 nucleotides long. The record is from the annotation of a GenBank genome assembly. NCBI's taxonomy places the organism in Eukaryota, Viridiplantae, Streptophyta, Zygnematophyceae, Desmidiales, Closteriaceae.
GGUUCGCAACCCCCACAUCAUCGCAGCCGUCGACUUGUCGUCGCUCAAGCGCCUUGCGACGCGCAUUCCCCGUGGGAUCGCCAGUGACGUCGCGCACAGCGGUCUCUGUCGCAACACCCCCCCUAUCAGCAUCGGCCGUCGGCCUGUCGUCCCGCUGCCGGGCGUCAGCGCGUGCCGCCAUGGAGGCGAUCGCGCAGCCAGCCGUUGCGCGCGCCACCGUGCUGAGAGCCGCCCCGCCGAGAUUCAGAGUCCCCGAGGCGGGCCAGUCGCACGCCAGCUGCGGGCGACGCCUCGCUGCGACGCUGCGAUGCGGCUGUGCGGGCGACGGCGGUCGACGCGUCGUCAGGAGACUGCCACGUGCCACAUUCCCAUUGGCGCGCGCUCCCCUUUCACAACACGCUUCAUGGGACGGUAACACUCGGAGCCACCUCAAUAACCCCCCCAGCACCAGCAGCAGCUACAGCGGUAGAGGGCGGGCAGGGAGGGCGCGAGCGAAGGGGGGGGGGAGGGGAGAGGGAGGUACGAUCGAACAGGGUAUGCGGGCUACGGGGAGUGGAACCCGGACGCCUCGACUGGGGAGGAAGGGGAGGAGGAGGAGGAGGGAGAGGAGGGAGAGGAGGGAGAGGAGGGAGGUGGGGAGAGUGCGGGCAUGCGCGCGGGGGAGGUGGAGGAGAGGGGGUGGCGGACGGCGGAGGAGGUGCGGCGGGAGGUGGAGGCGCGGAGGCGGGCGGAGGCAGAGGCGGAAGCAGUGCGCGCAGCAGUGGAGGAGUAUAGAGAGUCGGAGGAGUUUCUUAUAGCGGAUAUAAAGGAGUCGGCGAACCCCAACUAUCUGGGCGCGCACCAGUCGUACCCCUCCCCCUUCACCUACUUCCGCCCCGUCUGCUCGCGCCCCAACGAGGGGGAACGCUUCCCCCGCGCGCGCAACCUGUUGGUGAGCGAGGCGGACCCGCUGGAGCGCGUGCGCGCGCACAUGGCGCUGGCGGAGGGGCGCGAGUACGUGCGGGCGGACAGGGGGGAGGGCGGAGAGGGAAGCCGGGACGAGGAGGAGGAGGACGAGUGGGAGGAGGAGGAGGAAGAAGGGGAGGAGGAGGAUGAGGAGGACGAGGAGAGGGACGAGGAGGGGGAGGGGAUGGUGCACAGCGGGGGGCGCGGGCGGUUUUGGGAGGAGGAGGAGGACGAGGCGUGGGAGGCGGAGAGCGCUGCACUGAGGAGCCUGAGUGGGUGGGACCGAAUGAGAGCCGCCUGGGCGCUGGAAGACAAACAUGCCGCCGCCGCCGCAGCAGCAGCGGUAGAGGGGCAGGGGGGCGCGGAGGGGGAAGGGGAGGGCAGGGGGAGUUUGCAGGCAGUGGGGACGGGGGCAGGGGCGAGGGGGGAGGCGUUUGUGGGGGAGGUGGGGGCGAUGGAGGUGGUGGGCGACGAGGAGGUGUGGUGGAACUGGGCGAAGAACGAGGGCGACCAGCAGAUCUGGACCGCCUGGCAGAAGGAGGCCGCCACCACCGACGCGGCGAUGGCGCUGGCAGCAGCGGAGGCGGGCCACAUCAAGCUGCACGGCGACAAGCCCACCACGGUGGAGGCCGUGCUCGCCAGAGUGCGGCGCAAGCCCCUGGCGGACGAGCGCCUGGCGAAGGAGGAGGAGCUGCGGCAGCGGCUGGGCGACCUGGCGUACUACCAGGAGUGGGUGGCGGCGUGGCCACAUGACACGUCGCUCAAGGCCGUGCGGAGAGUGGCGAGGGAGACAGGGCGACCCAUGGAGCACCAGAUCCUGGACAUGCUCGCCAUGCAGACGCAGCGCGAGUACAACGCCAUGUGCGGGCGCGACAUCCGACUGCAGAAGGACCCCCUGGCGAUCAGAAUGGACAAGAAGCAAUGCAAGCGAGUGUGGGGCGGCGACCCGGUGUACCCCACGGUGAACUACGAGCAGGAGCCGGACCACGUGGUCAACUACCGCGGCCCCAACUUCCACGAGCCCAGCGAGGACCCCUUCAAUGUCGUGCGCCAGCAAGGGCGCGUGGUGACGCAGGAGCAGAUGGAGGCCAUCAUGGCGCGCGAGCAGGAGGAGGAGGAAGCGUUCCUGCAAGAGCUGGAGGAGGCUGGGGAGGAUGCCGUUGACAUUGGGGAGGAGGAGGAAGAGGAGGAGGAAGAGGAGGAUGAGGAGGAAGAGGAGGAUGAGGAAGAGGAAUCCGAGGAUGACGACUCAGACGAGGGGGGGAGGGCAGAGGCAUCAUCAUCAUCAUCGCACGUCCAUGCGCACGGGCAGGCAGGGAGCGAGGGGCGGGGGCGGAGGCCGGCGGAGAUUCUGGAGGAGGACGAGCAGACGGGCAUGCAGUGGGUGGCCGUGCCCACGCGCAUGGAGAAGGCGCCGGGGCGACUCAGCUAUGAGGAGGAGGCUGAGGAGGGCAUCAAUGAUGAGGAGGAUGAGACUGAUGUUGGUGGUACUCGAGGUGGUGAUGCUCCAAAGUAGAGGUGAAAUCUUUUGAGCUUUAUUUUGGCUUGUCGAGAUCACUGUUAACCUAUGUUAUGCUACUUUCUGCUGGAGAGAAGAUAUUUUACGAAGGAAAGAAAACGGAUGUCGUGUC